GUUGUGCCUUACAUUUUAAUUGAGAAACGCCGUGGAGGAAGCUGCUGUAGAACUGGUUCUCAGUUUGUCCGGUUUUCUGGGGUUUUUGUAACAUUUUCAUCUGCCUAGUAACAUGCAAGCUCUAAGAAACCUCUUCGGGGCUCCCUGGUCCUCUGACGUCAGGCUCGAUGGCCAAACCGCGGUGAUCACAGGCGCAAACACCGGGAUAGGCAAGGAGACCGCCAUCGAUCUGGCAAAGAGAGGAGCCAGAGUGAUCUUGGCGUGUCGGGACAUGGAGAAAGCCCAGACGGCGUUGACGGAAAUCAUCAAAAGCUCCGGCAACGACAAUGUCGUCUGCAUGAAACUGGAUUUAUCAGACACCAAAUCGAUCAGAGAGUUUGCAACAAACGUCCAGCAAAAUGAGCUGAAGCUCAACCUCCUCAUCAACAAUGCGGGUGUGAUGGUUUGUCCGUAUGGGAAGACAGCCGAUGGCUUUGAGAUGCAGAUUGGAGUCAAUCACUUUGGUCACUUCCUGCUGACUUACUUGUUGAUGGACCUGAUUAAAAGUUCGGCCCCGGCCAGAAUCGUAAACGUGUCCUCCAUGGCUCAUUCCUGGGGCGCCAUCAACCUGGAGGACAUAAACAGCGAGAAAAGCUACAACAAGAGCAAAGCUUACGCUCAGAGCAAACUCGCUAACGUGCUCUUCACCCGCUCACUGGCCAAAAGACUGGAAGGCACCGGGGUGACCGCAUACUCCCUCCACCCUGGCGUCGUUCAGACGGACCUGUGGCGCCACCUGAGCGCCCCCGAGAGGUUCUUCAUGAAGAUUGCCAAACCUUUCACCAAAGACUCGGCGGAGGGAGCUCAGACCACGAUCUACUGCGCCGUGGAGCCAUCUUUAGAAAAGGAGAGCGGUGGAUAUUACAGUGGCUGCGCUGCUGCCAACUGCUCUGCUGCUGGAAAAGACGACGAGUUGGCACAGAAGCUGUGGGAGUUGAGCUGCAAGAUGCUAUCCUUGUCUUGGGACUAAAGCCUUUCAUCCCAUUUAUUUUACAAACUCAUUCCUUAACGUCUUCGUAGAAAACUACUUGUUGCGCACAGCAUUUUCCCUGCUGUUUGUACAUGUUUGUGUUAAUACAAGGUUUUACUAACUGUU
Messenger RNA from Xiphophorus maculatus (southern platyfish), 1135 nucleotides. It is a transcript of the gene rdh12l, whose product is annotated as retinol dehydrogenase 12-like. Lineage: Eukaryota; Metazoa; Chordata; Actinopteri; Cyprinodontiformes; Poeciliidae. The record is from RefSeq and is a predicted model, not a curated record. The coding region runs from base 113 to 1009 and encodes 298 amino acids. The transcript is spliced from 7 exons.